AUUAAUAUAUCUUUUGCAAAUUCCGGCGACACCUAAAAUGGCCUCCUCCUUGUCUCCGUCGUCGUGUCUCGGAAACCUCUUUCUAUCGCCUCCUCCUCAUCCCUUAUCCCGGAAAAGCACUCCAAUCUUUGUCGGCGUCUCUCGGGUGCGGAGGAGGCCGACCAGCGCGCUGAGGGAAUGGCGGGAGUACGAAGAGGCUGUGAAGAGAAAAGAUCUGGCGGGGGCUCUCAGAUUCCUCAAAACCGUCCAAGUCAUCGAUAAACAGCCAAGUGCAACUCCUCCUGCUCCUGGGGGUCUUGAUUGGGAGGUAUUAGAUGCGUGUUUGAAUGCAGAUGAUAUGAGACUUGUCGGGAAUGCCUUUAGGUUUCUCAAGGACAGAGGUCUUCUCCCCAACUUCGCCAAGUUCUCCAAUAUUGUUUUGGAGGGCACAAGAGAGGUCACACCUACUGUCCUCAUGUCUGCAACCGGCUUGGAAGUGAGUAAACUUGCACCGAAGAAGUGGGGUCUCUCUGAUAGCUCCAGCAUUGCUUUGGCUGCUUUUCUCGGUGGAAUCUCCUAUCUUCUUUCUCAGGACAUUGAUCUUCGCCCUAACCUUGCUGCCCUUUUGGCUCUUGCUUUCAUGGAUUCCAUUCUUCUCGGUGGCACCUGCUUUGCCCAAAUUUCAUGCUACUGGCCUCCCCACAAGCGUCGUGUCAUUGUUCACGAAGCUGGUCAUCUUCUUGUUGCAUACCUCAUGGGCUGCCCUAUCCGUGGUGUCAUUUUGGAUCCCAUUGUUGCCAUGCAAAUGGGAGUUCAGGGUCAGGCUGGAACCCAAUUCUGGGAUCAAAAGAUGGAGAGUGAGAUUGCUGAGGGACGGCUUAGCGGUACCUCCUUUGAUAGGUAUAGCAUGGUUCUUUUUGCUGGUAUUGCAGCUGAAGCACUUGUUUAUGGUGAGGCUGAGGGUGGGGAGAAUGAUGAAAAUCUCUUCAGGAGCAUCUCCGUACUCCUGGAACCACCAUUAUCCGUGGCUCAGAUGUCGAAUCAAGCCAGGUGGUCUGUCCUACAAUCUUACAAUCUGCUCAAGUGGCACAAGGCCGCACAUCGCGCCGCUGUUGAAGCUCUGCAAGUGGGAAGUCCUCUUAGCAUUGUGAUACGAAGGAUUGAGGAAGCUAUGUCUCCAACCAGCUGACAGAAGCAGAUAAACUCAGAAAUAAACAACCUGGAAUGGCGACAAAGAUGUUGUAUUUUUUUGGAUCCAUGUUCAAGUAAGUUAAGUAUUUUAUCCACUGAGGGAGAUGUUGAGGACGUGAUAGUAGUAGUCUUCUCUUGCCUCAUAAUUACUCACAUGUUCAAGCAAGCUUUUGAUAGCUUCAAGAAAUUGGUUGUACAGUAACCAAAACUGUGUAGUUAGUUGCAUUAUUGUAUCUAAACAUAAAAAGUGUGGCUAUUACAAACUCUGACCACUA
This is a messenger RNA of Raphanus sativus (radish), 1445 nucleotides long. RefSeq lists its product as uncharacterized. The transcript is spliced from 5 exons. The record is from RefSeq and is a predicted model, not a curated record. Gene Ontology annotation, biological process: proteolysis. NCBI's taxonomy places the organism in Eukaryota, Viridiplantae, Streptophyta, Magnoliopsida, Brassicales, Brassicaceae. Gene Ontology annotation, molecular function: ATP binding; ATP-dependent peptidase activity; metalloendopeptidase activity. The coding region runs from base 38 to 1168 and encodes 376 amino acids.